CAUUGCUCGACAAGUCAGCUGAUGGAGUUCCCUAAAUCGUUAAUACUACAGUUAGGCGCUUAUAUACAUUGUUAAACAUGGUAUAAUCAGAACGAUAAUAUAAUUCUAAAUUCUAAUUCUAAAGAUUCACACUUAUAGUCACACCAUGGCGAGUUCAUUCACACUUGGAGAGAGAUUUCAUGAGAAAGUAAAGGAGUUAUUGAGGAGAAAAUCAGGUUAUUCAUCAGAUCUCAUGGAGCAAUUGGAAGCACUAAAAGAUCAGUCCACAAUGUCAUUCAAGACUGCUAGGAAACUACAGCAGCUUCUUCAACAGAAUGGGUAUCCAUUCUAUCUUCAUGAGCUACUGGACGACAGCACGCUUUAUCUCCCGAAGGUAGAACUGCCUCCAAGAAACCCUGAGUUGGUGGCUCGUCUAGAGAAGAUUAAAGCAAAACUGGCAAAUGAAGAAUAUAAGAGAAUCACAAGGAACGUAAAUCCUCAGGAAAUUAGUAAUCAUGGAGGCCUAGCAGAUUUUGGAAGACAAGUGCAGUCUGUCAAAGCGGUUGUUGUUACUGUAUUCAACUUCCUGGUGACUGUGAUUGCAGCCUUUGCUUGCGCCUACAUUGGCAGUCAGUACAUCUUUACAGAGAUCGCAUCGAGGAUCAUUUCUGCCGUCAUCGCAGCAUCUGUAGUUGGUCUAGCAGAGCUUUAUGUCCUGGUUCGUACCAUGGAGGGUGAACUGGGAGAGCCAUGACGCCUGCCGACAAUGAGAGCUCAUGAAGAAUGCUACUCCAGAGACAAUAUCGAGGACCAAUCUGUUUCAAAGGAGAAAUUUCAUUGCUAAAAGGAAUUGGGAAAUAAUAAUGUGGUAAAGUAUGUGUGGUAAUAAGUAUCUGAAGAGUCUAUUUGUUGUAAACUAAUGUCAUUUGUUUAAAGGAUGUGGAUGUGUGGGGGUUGCACUGUGUACAUUUGAUUAUAAGGUUGUAUAUACAGAAUGUAGUACGUGACUCUAUUAAGACUGUAGUUCAAUCCAUGCUCUGAAGAGGGUAGACAAAGCUACCUUAAAAAUAAACCUCUUUUUUUCUUAUUUGA
This is a messenger RNA of Trichomycterus rosablanca, 1071 nucleotides long. RefSeq names its product transmembrane protein 199 (gene vma12). NCBI's taxonomy places the organism in Eukaryota, Metazoa, Chordata, Actinopteri, Siluriformes, Trichomycteridae. The transcript has 7 exons. Gene Ontology annotation, biological process: vacuolar proton-transporting V-type ATPase complex assembly. Gene Ontology annotation, cellular component: endomembrane system. Bases 146 to 733 code for a protein of 195 amino acids. The record is from RefSeq and is a predicted model, not a curated record.